AUGCCAGCAGUGCAGUCGCUGCCACUGCCACAGUCGCUGCCGCAAUCGCUGCCGCAAUCGCUGUCGCAGUCGCAGUCGCUGCCCGCAUCGCGUGCUGCGUCUGGGGAAUUCUGGGCGCCAUUGGAGGAGCAGCAGACACGGGCGCAGGAGCACGAGCAUGACAAGGACCUGACCACCAUUAAAACGACGCUUGAGGAGAAGCAGCCACAGUCUCAGGACCACAUUGACUGCAAAUUGACUUUCGAUGCGACAAUGGACUCGUUAGACGACCAGCAACUGCAGGCGUUGCAGCUGCAGGACAAUGGCUGCAACGUGCUGCGCACAGGCAGCAGCAGCAGUAGCCCUAAUAAGCCAGCGGAUACCGACAAGCCGGUCAGCGUCGUGCGACAGUCAAGCCCUGGCAACAGCAGCAGUCAGCCCCUUUAUGAAUUACAAUUGGUUGUUUGGCCCUCUGAUGUCGAGGAUGGCGAUGAUUUUCUGCCAACGGCAGCGACCACACCGCCCAAGUCAACAACAACACGCAGGACAACAAAAAUUCCUGUGACUACAAAAUCAACAACAAGGGCAACAAGAAGGCCGGCAGGAAGGCCAACAAGAAGGCCAACAACAAAGUCACCGUCACCAUUGCCUUCAUACGAGGAUCAAUUGGCCGUAUUUCCGCAAAUGGAUGUUGAAGAGGAAAAUUUUGAUUAUGUGUUUGGUGAGUUGCAGCCAGUGGCGAGCACACAACGACCGUGGGCAUCAUCUACCACGCCAAAACCCACAUACACAUCGUCCUGGGAGCCAGCGGAAAAAGUCUAUAUAUUGGAAAAUUAUCACAUUAAAUACGGCAACGGCAAGGAGGAGUACAAAUUGGUACUCAGCAAUGGGCUGGUCAACUACAUGAAGCUGUACGUGAAGCGUGUGGGCAAGGACUUGAUCAAUGUACAGGAGGGCUACUAUUCGGUGCCAGUGGAUGGAAAGAAGUCAAAGAUUCGCAUCAUUCACUACAUAGCCGAUGAGCAUGGCUAUAAAGUGUACAAGAUGGAGGACGGCGCGCUGAAGAAGGUGUUGCCCACCCGUGGGCCUGUUAAGGCCACAGAAUCACCCGAGUCAAUGCCAGUCGUAUGAGAAUGGAGAAAUCAUGGCAUUGUGCACACACUGAGACCCAUCGUAAAACAAUUUUUUUCCAACAUAUUUUUUUUUUGAAUACUAAAUAAUGUAGU
Messenger RNA from Drosophila grimshawi, 1205 nucleotides. RefSeq lists its product as uncharacterized. The coding region runs from base 1 to 1110 and encodes 369 amino acids. NCBI's taxonomy places the organism in Eukaryota, Metazoa, Arthropoda, Insecta, Diptera, Drosophilidae. The transcript is spliced from 4 exons. The record is from RefSeq and is a predicted model, not a curated record.